AGCUAUUAGAUUGGCUAUAGAUGAAUUGUAGCUAGUAGUUGGCUAUACUAUUAAACUUGCUCUUAGAGUACCUUGUUGUAUGUAAGGUGGCGCGGCCUCCGAUGCUGAAUUAUUGCAAACCAGAAGUUCACCAGCAAAGCGACAUGGAGCGCUGACCCACCAAGCCCAGCAAACAGCAGCAUGCAAAUGGCUGAUGCACAGGAAUGCACGCUGAUGGCAGAGAAGUUAGAAAUCCGAUGGAGCUCUGGUUCUUAAUCUACUUCCUCUAUCCCAUAUAAAGAAGCAACUCCUAACAUUCUAAUAUAAAAUUAAAGGAGAGAAUAAAAGACCAAAAUAUCCCAUCGUCCUAUUCUAAGAUGCUGAAGCCGAUAGUGAUUUUAAGCCGAUGAUGACUAUAGGGCUUACCGAAUUUUGAUGUUAACAGGUGUGCAGAUGGCUGAUCCGCGCACCCACUUAUAAAUCAAGAUAAACAAGUUUGCAGCUUUAGCUUAUAAGUUAAUUUUAUGGAUUAGCUCCUUACACCCUUAAAUACAGUAGAGCCGAUGUGAGUCUGGAUCCUGCAAGUGGAAGGGAAGGCGGGGCGAGUCGCCGGGCGUUGUGUUUGGCUGGCCGUACGUCCCCUUCGACUGAGCUUGGCAGGCUGCCUGGCUGUCCUGCCCGGUUGGGGUGGUUGUCUUUGCAUGACUGGCCGGCUGGGUCCCCGGCCUUCUUAGCUGGUUGAGCACUUGAGCUACGGCUAGGGUUGGGCCCACUAAAAACAAUCACUAACUGCCUGCCAACUUGGAGCCAUGCUGUGAUCCAACUUGUUGUACAGAACCUCAUGCAUUAUUGCAGGUGGUGGCCUCCUGCAUUAUUGCAGACGGAACACAUCAUCACGACAUCUCACUCAAUUUCUAGUGAUAUUUUUUCAGUCAUUUAUUUCCAGACCACCAAGAACAAACUAAAGCACACAUCGAUCAGUAGCCAUGGAUAUCGUGGUGAGCGUCUCACAUGGGGCACUGGGACCACUGCUGGGCAAGCUCAAUACCUUGCUCGUAGACGAGUGCGCACGCCUGAAAGGUGUCCACCGUGAGAUACGCUCUCUUAGAUCGGAGUUGAGCAACAUGCAUGCGGCGCUCCACAAGUACACAUCACUCGAGGAUCCUGACAUCCAGGUGAAGACCUGGACAAGCGAGUUGAGGGAGCUUGCCUAUGACAUCGAGGACUGCAUAGACAAGUUCAUGCACCAACUUGGUGCCAACGACGACCAGCACCACACUAGUAAUGGCGUCAAGGACUUCUUCGGGAAGAGUGCAAAACGUCUCAAAACUCUUGGCUCAAGGCAUAAUAUUGCUGCCGAGAUUGAAGAACUGAAGAUGCGAGUUAUCUCGGUGAGAGAUCAAAAGAACAACUACAAGCUUGAUGAUAUUUUUUGUAGUAGCUCUAGCAACACUAAUGCUUUUGUUGAUCCACGGUUGGCUGCUCUCUUCGCGGAAGAGAACCAUCUUGUCGGUAUAGAUAGUCCAAGGGAUGAACUUGUCAAUUGGUUGGAUGCAGACAGCAGGUUGAUAAAGCAUCGCAAGGUUUAAAGCAGGUCAAUUGUGGGGUUUGGAGGUCUUGGAAAGACAACUCUAGCAAAUGAGGUAUAUCGUAGGGUUAAAAUCCAUUUUGAUUGCCCUGCUUUUACGUCGGUAUCACAAAAGCCUGAUAUGAAGAAAAUCUUCAAGGAUAUUAUAUACCAUAUGCCUACAAAAGAUGCAUUCCUCAAAGAUAUUGACACAUGGAAUGAAAAGAAAUUUAUUGAAAAGCUAAGAGAACUACUUGUGGAUAAGAGGUAA
This is a messenger RNA of Oryza sativa Japonica Group (Japanese rice), 1817 nucleotides long. RefSeq names its product disease resistance protein Pik-2-like. NCBI's taxonomy places the organism in Eukaryota, Viridiplantae, Streptophyta, Magnoliopsida, Poales, Poaceae. The record is from RefSeq and is a predicted model, not a curated record.